AUGCAGGGAAUAACACCCUUGCUCACGGAGACCCCGCCACUGGGCGAAAUGCUGAGUAUUCGUCCAGGCUCAAUCUUCGUUUGGGAGGAGGCAAGAAUCGGAAGAAAGAAGCUCCACGACGGCAUAUCCUGGAGAAUCAUCAAGCAUUUCCAGCAUUCCUUCCUGUACAGGGAUCGAGGCGGAUGCGGUCUCCUCAAACAGCUCUACACUCUCAACACAUCUAACGGUCAACGGAUCCACGUUCAGUGCUAUUUUCGGGAUUCAGAUGUUUACACCAUGCAGCUGCAACAGCCCACGACGGACCCUCUGUUCAGAGAUAUCCGCGUGCAGAUGGAGAUCUACACCAAGAGGAAAACUGGGAGCCACCAUCCUAUCCAGGCUGGACAUAUUGAGGAUGUUUGCAGAAAGUCCCUGUGUCUGGCACAAAGAGAAAACUCCGGGAUAGCAGUGCGGACUGCUACCUCGUAUCCUUUUACUCCGGAAUCAAGUCCCAUUCAGCAAAGAUGUCAGCGCAUGGGAGGUUGUUUCAUCCAAGAAAAUAUUACUCGAACACCUCGUUCCUCGCCUCAGAGUGAUCCCCGGAAAGAGGUUCCCCGAGAGCACACUGUGAGACACUCGCCCUCUGGGUCGACUGGGAGAAUGUCGCCUCGAGUUCAGAAGUUAAGAGUCAAUCGCACCGUGGAGGAAACAAAGUUAUUGUAUAAACUGGACAGGGCGUUUUUGAAAUAG
Molecule: messenger RNA, 729 nt
Organism: Aspergillus tanneri
Lineage: Eukaryota; Fungi; Ascomycota; Eurotiomycetes; Eurotiales; Aspergillaceae
Exons: 2
Coding region: 1-729 (242 amino acids)
Molecular function (GO): DNA binding
Source: RefSeq, a predicted model, not a curated record